Bubalus bubalis (water buffalo) is the source of this 5120-nucleotide messenger RNA. It is a transcript of the gene FAM228A, whose product is annotated as family with sequence similarity 228 member A. The record is from RefSeq and is a predicted model, not a curated record. Lineage: Eukaryota; Metazoa; Chordata; Mammalia; Artiodactyla; Bovidae.
CGACCCCAAGGACUGCAGCCUACCAGGCUCCUCCGUCCAUGGGAUUUUCCAGGCAAGAGUACUGGAGUGGGGUGCCAUUGCCUUCUCCUUCCUUGGGCAAAAGGGGCGCUGAAAAUCUAUUCUCACGCUUCUACUUGUAGCCCUAGAUCAUACAGGUAAAUGGUACAUUCUCUUUAGUAAACUUUACAUGACCUCCAUUUUUUUAUUAAAAAAAAAAACAAAAAAAAACCUAGGGUGGACGGUUGAAAGGAUUGGACGGUUGAAGGCCGGCUGGAGCGGAGGGGCUGGGGCGGCGCGAGGCUGAGGAGGUGGGGGGCCCGAGCCCCCCUCUUUGCUGACUUCCGGGUGGAUAAGCGGCGUAGGCGGAUUGAAGGAAGAGGGGUGGAGUCUAAACAGAGUGCUUUAGCUUGUUUUUAGAAGGUGCUCCCUUUCCCCCUCCCAGAACGAUCAGUGCCCUGUGCCGUUUCCUGAUGGCCCUACGCUCGAGGUGGGGGGCAGGGAGCAGCCAGGCCUGCGACCACGCCAGCAGCCCCUCCGCGGUGUGGCCCAGGCGGACCCUGAGGCGUUGCCUGGCUGGGUCCGCAAGGCCGCAGGUCAGGGAGCCUAACUAGUCACCCACUUUGCGAAACAGGUUUAGGGGCGCUGGAGGAUUUUUUUGUUUUACUUAACCGAGACUAUGAAGAGUUUAACCGCUCUCUGAGCUCAAAGACCUACACUUUUUCAACUGGACUCGCCUAUCUCCUCAAUUUACUCUUUCUCCCCUCAGGGAUUGUAUUAUAUAUGGCUGCCACAAAAGUGUCCAACUGUGGUAAACAUUUUGGGCCUGAAUAAUUAGAAAAGUGGCCAGAACCCGAGUCAGUCACGUUGAUGGAGGCAUUAGCCAGAGAAGACAUUGAUGAAGCUGUAUAUGCAAUAUUAUUUAGAGAAAAUUGUAUUGCAAAGAGAUUGGAUGCGUAUUUUCAGCAUCUGGAUGCCUUUAAGGAAAGAAGAAAAGAGCUGUUGCAUAAAAAAUGGACUGAAAAUGUCGCAAAGCCUCUUCAGCAGAGAAUUAUGGAAAAAGUAAUUUCAUAUAAAGCGUUGGAGAAAACAAAACAAGAGAAUUUUGAAUAUUUUUUAAAGCACACAAAUAAAACGGAAAUUAUAUUUGGAGACUUUUAUGAUCCUGAAGUAUACAAUCCUUUUUAUAUGACAAAAAAGGACCCAAAUUAUGGAAAGGUUGCGGUCCCACCAUUCUGUGAUCCUCUGUUUAGAAGACAGCAAGAGAUAGAUGAAGAGCAGAGAGCUAUUUUUCAGUACACGACAGGAAAAUGAUGUACCUUAAAAGAAUUUAAAGAGCUAGAGAAGGCCAGGCAGUAUGCCAGACUGCCCCAGUUCACGUUCAGUCUCCACAGCAUGGUUUCAAAGGAGAGGCCCAAAGCCUCUGCGAGGCCUGUGGGAAGCAAAACACACAGCAAAUGCAGUCCUGAAAAGCUUGUCUGUGCAGAAGAGAUUCCACCUUAUAAGGUGAAAAUGACUAGUGACAUAAAUCAAACUGUUUUUGAAAGGCGGUUUUAUUCCUCGAAGAUCAGCCAGGAGAGUAAAAGGCAUGAGAAGAAGGGCCUGGCUUCAGGAACCGGACAGCACAGACCCCGCUCCUGGGCGGCAGGAGAAGGCCAGCAGAGGCGCAGGUCACAGCCCGUGGACAGAAGAGUGAUGACCGCAGAGGUCCUGGGGCAGCACCUGGCCGCCCUGCAGCUGGGAGACAGGUGAGGCGGAGCCGCACCCGGGCCAUUUGUAAUAAAUGGUUUCCAGUAUCUGUACAGCAGUUAAAAUGUUGUCAACAUUUUUUCUCUCCAGAAGUGGAAUAUUGCAAGGAAUAUCCAACUAAUAACAGUUACAGUUUAUCAAGCUCUGGUUGUGAAUCAGGAACUGUGUACUUUGCAUGCAUUUAAAAGUUUUCCCAGCAAGGUAGUACCGGUUACGUGAAGUUCAGAGGUUCAGUAACUCGCUCAAGGUCAGCUGCAGUUUGAAGGCGGCAGUGUUCUCUAGCCCAGGUCUAGUCCCUCAGGUGCCAAGGCACACACUCAUUCCCCAGGGCACAAACUCUCCUCGCAGCCACUCAGACUGUGUGAUGUCAGUCAGGCUGCUCAGAACCUGGGCCCCCUUUCAGAAGGCGCGGCUGUCCCGCUGUCUGCAGGGUGCCGUACCCGAAAAGCACAGGAGGGGCUCGCUGGGCACUCCUCCAGGGUGUGCCCAGCCCCCCCGGAAGUGUGGGUAAUCUCAGGGUGCGCCCUCCCUUCCUCGCCUUUCAGAAAAUCAGGCUCCUUUUUAUCAGGAGAGAACGUGACUUCUUAAGGAGCAGAGCUGUGUUUCUUGGUCAACAGGGGCGAAUGGAGUUGCUGGAAGUACUGGCAUUAACUGUUCUUCUGUAAUGUCAUAGUCGUCUGACUCACCUCCUGCAGGCUCCUGUGUCCUAAAUCUGACAAGAACAUGGCACCAGCUGCAGUUCAUCGCAAUGAUAAAGUCCCAUAGUCCCAGCUAUAGAAUUAUCCUGUAGCUGUGGUCACAGCUUUUACACCUGCCUGACCCAUCAGUGGCAGCCUUAAGAUUUGAAAGUUGGCUGGAUAUCAACCCACACCUGCCUUCUGAUCCAACACGGCUCGACUCCCAGAACCCUGUAAAGAUCAGCAGUUUGCUCUGCUCAGUGUGGCUGAGCCUGACCAGCCCAGCUUUCCCUGAAGUAAGCAACAUACUAAGUUGUCUGGGUUCAGGUACUGAGUGUCUCUUCCUUUGACACUGGGGCAUAUUUCUUUUAGCCAGUCAGUGCCCAGGGUCAAUACUGGAAUGAUGGGGUUUUUUUCACUUGAAUGUUCUGAAUUAUGUUGUCCAGUUUUUCUUUGCCCGUGAUUAUGUUUAGGCAGAAAACAGAGGCUGUGAUGGAGGCACAUCUGAAUCCUUUCUUUCUUCCAGCUUCCAGAGAAGACCUGCUCCCUGAGAAAUCAGGCAGGGCUCCUGCAGCCCUGCAUGACUCCUUCCAAAAGGCAGCUCUUUUCCCGGCUGUAGUCAGUAACCCAGGGAUUUAAUGUAUAAGGCCUUCUUUAUUAUCAAUGUUCAGGACAGAUUUUACGCUUCAGAAUCCAGAAGCCAUGUAAAUGGCUGUGGAUGUGGCUCCAACAGGACGGGGAGCAGGGGGAGAGAAUGGUGCUUUGGAGCUGGACAGGCCGAGGGGCCUGCUGAUAAUCCUUAAUACUUGUGCGUUCCCUUCACGGCUGAGUUCCCCGAGGUUUCUACUGAGCAAGGCAAGCAGAGGAGAUUAAAAGGGGACCGUGUAGCUCCCAGAGACUCAGCCGUCAAAGAAACCAAACCCUAGAAACAGUAGGUAUGUUGACUAGAGUCACAUAGCAAGUCAGUGGCAGCCAAGAUGAGGCUCUGGGGCUCCUGCCCGCUCCCUCUGCACAUUCUGUCCUGGGUGUGUCUCACAGUUGCAGAAAGGAAAUUUGGUUUCGUUACAAGCAGUCCCUGAAAUUACCUUUUAAAAAGGCCUUUCACAUAGACAGUAAAUCAGUCAGGCUUUGAAGCUACAUUCAUAAACUUAUAUUUUUAUUCUCUUUCUGUACAUAUUGGCAAUGAUAAAGCUUAAAGAUGCAUGUCCUAUGACAACGCAAAACAAGGGAUUUACAUAAAUAAUUUAUACUUCAGAAAGUUAAGGUUGAAAAAUAUUUUCCGCAUCAUUAAGAGUUCACAGUAUUUAAAGUAGAUCAAGCUUUCUCCCUUAGAUUUCAAACUAUAUUGUCUCAGCAUAGAAUGGUAACAUCUAGUCAGGAAUAAAAUGCUCAAGUUUCUGUUCCAGUCAGUGCAGUAGUGGGCAGUUUCCAUAGCAGGCUGUUCCCAAGCUGAGGCUGCAGCGUUUCUUUCCAGUCCUUCUCCUCCUGAGUGGCUGUGACCCAGCAGGGGCCACACGGUGUGGAAUGGUUACAGCGUCACCCAAACCACCCACAGUGGACACAUUCAACCAAGUGGUAACGUCUGGUGGUCUGAUGCCUCAUUUCCACAUAAUACUUUGUAUCGCCCUGAAAAUGGAAACCUUGGCAUCCAAACCCAGCCGAACAUGUUAACACUAAUACAAGGCACUGUGCUAUGGGGUUUGGUUUAUUUCUAGGAAAGAUCGUGUUUGCAUAGAUUGAGAGCGAUUUAGUGUGCAAUAAAACAGAGGCCCCAGCGCGCAUGGCCUUGUGAUGGAUGAAGCCGCGUGACGCUCCUCCCGCUCAGGGGCAGCACCGGUUGUCUUCUCCGGCCCCGGCCCAGUGGGCAGAUCCCUGAGGCCCCUAUAGGAGAGUUUUCUGCUCAAAAAGCUGCAGGUCAAAGCGGACCCAGACCUCCCCGGUGGGGACCUCAUGCAGCAGGAGUCGGCGGGUUGUAGGGCCUUUGCUUUCCUGUUCUGUUCGAAUUUUUGCCACUGGAACUUCAGUGCGACCCAGGAAAUCUGGUGAACAGACACGAGUGUCAAAAGUCUUCUUUAAAAAACUGUUAAAAAAACUAUCCUGGAGGGAGUGUCUGAAGCAGGAUUCAUAAAAUGUUCGCAUCCAAAACAAAUAACUCCUUUUGGUUAAUGGCUGUUGGAGACUGAGUGGAUGGAUACGUGCAGAACAAGGGGUCUGGGUGAAGGAAGCUGCCUGUGGGGACCCCAAGCCUCGCUGGUCAGGGAGUGUCUCACCCAUUCAGCAGGUGCUACGAGCACAGCGUUUCCAUCAGGUAAGCAGGGGUGACGGGGUGGGAGACUUGACACAUACCUGAGGCCGCCCACCCCUUGCCCCCGAGAAGGGGCCCCACCUGUGGCCACUGAGAGCUCUUGAGGGCCAUGGGCUGUAUCACUGCCCUUAGGCAUUCCAGACCCCGGAUCCUAGUGUGUGGGGGGACCUUCAUACCCCUCCCUGAGUUAUACUUUACCGUCUGGUGAAAACUGAUCUCUGUCGAACAUGGUAAGACAUAGCACGUCCUGAUAGAGGUCCUUAAUGAAGAACUGGCAGUUAAAAUUCCAUUUGGGAUUUAGUGUGUCCUGGAGGGUUCUGGUGGUGUAGCUCUGGGAGCCCAUGCUGAUUUCACAGUACGGAUUGCUCUUUCCUGAAUGAAAAAAACAAAAC